AUGAGCGAGAAGAAUUACGAGCAAGACCCCGCAGACACCGAGGUAGAUGCGCGUGAAGAGGUCAAGGUCGACGAGGCGGCGUUCAAGCGCGCGCUGCUCAAGCUCGACGUCAUCUUCCUCCCCGUCCUCACGUUGAUCUACUUUCUCAACUUUUUGGACCGCGCCAACAUCGGCAACGCAAAGGCCGCAGGCCUGACCGAAGACCUCGGCAUGACCGCCAGACAAUACUCCAUCGCACUAACCGUCACCUACGUGCCCUACAUUGUCGCCGAGCUGCCUCUCACCCUUGCGAUCAAGAAGGUCGGGCCCAACAUUCUCAUUCCCGUACUUGUGAUUUCGUGGGGCCUCGUCACGACGUUCCAGGGCUUUGUCACGAGCUACCCCGGUCUGUUGGUAGCGCGUUUCUUCCUCGGCUUGACUGAGGGCGCUAUCCUCCCGUCCUCAAUGACGUACCUGUCCAACUUUUACCGGCGCGCGGACAUGGGUAAGCGCGUGGCGUUCUUCUUCUCGGCCACGUCGCUUGCCGGCGCGUUCUCGGGCCUCCUCGCCGCCGCCCUUCUCAACAUGCACGGGCUUGGUGGUAAGAAGGGCUGGGCGUGGAUCUUCAUCAUCGAGGGCCUCCUCACCAUCGUCUGCGGCGUUGGAUCCUUCUUCAUCCUGCCCCGCACCCCUGGUACGGCAUGGUGGCUCAAGCCUGAGGAACGUGUGGCCCUGGUAGCCGCCCUCGAGCGUGACGCCCCCAUCGCCGAGCAGAAGGAGAAACUCACAUGGUCAGCUUGUGUCAGUGCCCUCAAGGCCCCGCAGGUGUGGUUCAUGUUCACGCAAUUCUUCGCCUCGGGCGCAAUGCUCUACGGCAUGGCGUACUUCUCGCCAACAAUCGUCGGUUCAUUGGGAUACAAGGGGACCAAGAUUCAGCUCAUGUCUGUUCCACCGUAUGUGGUUUCGGCCGUCUUCGCCCUCGCCUGUUGCUGGGCAUCGGAUAGGCUCCAGAUGCGCGGUCCGUUCGUCAUUCUCUCGUCGCUCGUCAGUGUUAUCGGAUACGCAAUGUACCGCGGCAGCACGGAUAAGCAUGUUCAAUACGGAGCGCUUUUCCUGCAGGUCAUGGGGGCGUAUACUGUUGCACCGCUUCAGUCGACCUGGAUGCCCAACAACCUCGCCCCGUUCUACCGCCGCGUGACCGGUAUCACAAUGGGCUUCAUCUCCACAAACUCUGGGGGCAUUCUCUCAACGUGGCUCUUCCCCAAGCCUCCGUUCCACAAGGGUGCGGAUGUUCUCUUGGGCAUGUCGGCCAGUAUUGUGAUCUGGGCCGCGGCGAAUAUGGCCUACCUUGGCUGGGAGAAUAAGAAGCGUGCACGUGCUGGCGGAUUCGAGGGCAACGCUGCGCCUGGAGAUGACGGCGUGCCCGGAGACCGCAGUGUACACUAUCGUUACAUUUUAUAA
Molecule: messenger RNA, 1440 nt
Organism: Cutaneotrichosporon cavernicola
Lineage: Eukaryota; Fungi; Basidiomycota; Tremellomycetes; Trichosporonales; Trichosporonaceae
Exons: 6
Coding region: 1-1440 (479 amino acids)
Biological process (GO): transmembrane transport
Cellular component (GO): membrane
Molecular function (GO): transmembrane transporter activity
Source: RefSeq, a predicted model, not a curated record